AUGAAGGCUUUAUUAGUUGUGACAUUUCUGACUGUAACGGUCUUUGGUAAGUGUAGUCUAAGGAAUUCUACCAUAUUUACACUUUAAAACGACAAUUUUAGCUAAGUUUCCAAGCAAAGAAGAGAAUCUAAAGUUGGCUGAGAAGGCUGUAAAAGAGUUGAAAGAGCUGGUGGAUGCGGAUAAAGCCGAGGUUUGGCCGGAUUUGGAGAGAGAAGAAGACGAUUUAAAGAUUUAUACAAAAGAAAGCCCAUUUCCUGAACUCUCAGAGAACAUUUAUCUGGCCGAGACUGUAAUCAAGGCAAAUGUCACCAAAGUUUACGAAUUGCUGAAGCCAUGGGGUGAGCUGCGAACAAAAUGGGACGAUCUGUAUGAGUACAUCAAGGUCAUCGAUAAAAUUAACGAAAAUGUAAGUGUUCCCCAUCAAAAUGACAGGUCAUCUUUACAAUGGUCCGUUUUCCAGACUUAUGUUGUUCACGAAGCUAUUCAUGCCAAACUUCUUUUAUCUGCUCGUGAUGCAGUUGUGGUUUGUCAGAAGGCUGAUUUUGGAAAGGAAAUAGUCAUGGCAUGCCAUAACACGACCAGUGCGGAGGUCCCAGAAAGCGAUGACUAUGUUCGUACGGUCAAAAGAUUGAAUGGAUUUUCGGUCAAGCCUUAUUCCAAAGAUCCUAAAUGGACUGAACUUAAAGUGAGUUUUGUUUGGAGAUUCUGUUAGAAUUUGAUGUAAUUUAAUUGCAAUAUUAUGCGCAACAAAGUCUUUCAGCUCCUCCUUGGCGUUGAUCUCAACCUGAAGGUCGGUUUCUUUUCGUCCAUUGUAAAUCGUUUCAAACCCGGCCAAUUAUCCGAAUUUGUGGAGCGACUUAACGCUGCUUUGCCUGAUUACUAUGUGUAA
This is a messenger RNA of Bursaphelenchus xylophilus (pine wood nematode), 889 nucleotides long. NCBI's taxonomy places the organism in Eukaryota, Metazoa, Nematoda, Chromadorea, Rhabditida, Aphelenchoididae. The record is from the annotation of a GenBank genome assembly.